GCAUGGAGGCGGAUUUGCAUGACAGUGGGGUCUUGCCCGAUGGUGUGACGCCCGAGGAAGAUAAACGACGACGGAACACCGCUGCCUCGGCCCGAUUCAGGAUGAAGAAGAAGGAGCGAGAGCAGGCGCUCGAGAGGCACGCCAAGGAUUUGGAGGACCGUUUGAACAAGAUGGAACGUGACAUGGACGGGUUGAGAAAGGAGAACGGCUGGUUGAAGGCACUCUUGAUCAACGGGGCGCCUCAACCGUUUUCAUCCCCCUCGGCUUCGUCCGAAGAGGGCAAGAUCGAAGCUGCUCAGGGUCACGCUCAGUCGGUCGAGUGAACGUCGUCGCCGUCGAUCUCGAAUCGUCCUGCGAAAACGAAAUCUCGCCGUAACAAAGGUUUUGCUCGUAUCAGUAUGCACCAACUGCAUACCACGUUGUAUGAAUAAAGGGGAGGGGAAAGGGAGCGAUGCGUGAAAGGAAGGGCGCGUGUGUCUGAUAGUACCCAAGAAGAAGGAAAAGAAGAAAAAGGUUGUUCAACAGCUGCCUCAGCUGCGUCGCUUGGCUUUUUGUAUAUAGGUUCUCGUAUUCGCUUGUCUUUUUCCCGUUGUAGUCGGUCGUUACCCCCGCCCGGGCCUCCCGGUCGCCGCAUGACCGUGGGGGUUCCGAGGCGGUUCGAUCACUCCGGACAGAGAUGGAGGGGAAGGGGAACUUCUUGUUAUUCGCUCCGAAUCCGUAUAUCCAUGGAUUGAUCCCGC
This is a messenger RNA of Filobasidium floriforme, 740 nucleotides long. RefSeq lists its product as uncharacterized. Gene Ontology annotation, cellular component: nucleus. Gene Ontology annotation, biological process: regulation of transcription by RNA polymerase II. Gene Ontology annotation, molecular function: RNA polymerase II transcription regulatory region sequence-specific DNA binding; DNA-binding transcription activator activity, RNA polymerase II-specific. The annotation marks the transcript as partial. NCBI's taxonomy places the organism in Eukaryota, Fungi, Basidiomycota, Tremellomycetes, Filobasidiales, Filobasidiaceae. The transcript has 3 exons. The record is from RefSeq and is a predicted model, not a curated record.